GCAGUUUAUUAAUAUAAAAGUCAUCUUAUUUAAAGUUGCAUUUCACUGUGUCCAUCUCAAGAGAAGCCAGAGCCAGAGGGGAAGCCUCUGUAUCUGUCCAUUGAAGUUGCAUUUCUGUAGCUAAGGAUAGGCAAUAAUUAGGCAUGGCUAAAGAACCCAAGAAAGGCAACUGGAAGCCAAUUCCUGCAGCAGUUGAAGAUGAAGGGAGGGUGGAUUGCUUGGACUUGCAUGAAGGUGGAAUUGAGCCUCAAGGUAUUGUUUUGAAUGAAGAUGGUGUCUCCCAAAAGGUCCAUCAAUUCUAUUUUGUCAAGUUUUGGCCCUACAAAGACCCAGAAGAACAUUCCAAAUUCGAAUGGGCAAGGAAGCAGUCUGAAGAACUGGACCAACAGAAGAAACUUCUGGUAGAUGACAAGCGUCAGGAAAUCAUGUCAAGUGGAGAAGCUGUCAAUUCGCAACUGCAAAGGCUAAGAUAUCGCAGUGCUGUACUUGAAUGCAGCAUCGAAUGGAAGACAAUGAUGGUGGAUUUCCUGCAAGCGGCUCUGGAGAAGCUGAAUGUCCGCAGAGGAGGAGCCACUAGCUCUAGCUCUCCAAGAGAAUGUGGUAUUCAUAGUCCACGAGCCUGGGUGACACAUGGAAGCAACAAUUUGGCUAAUGAAGAGCAGCUCUCAACAGAGAUCUCUAAUGUCCAACAGGAAGAUAUCAAUUCAGGUUUUCUGGGGAGAGAGCUUAACAAUCGUGCUUUCUGGUAUAGUAUGAGCAGAAACAAAGAACAGUUUGUACAGAUACUCGAAGGUGUCAUGCAGAUUGAAGAAAGACAACAGAAAGCUAUGGCUGAUGCGGCUUCAAAGGGAAACAUUUCCAAAAAGGCCAUAGAGGAGCAAAUUAGACUUCUCAAUAAGAUACCAGAGGUUUUGAGACCGGAAUGUUGUGAAGUGAUGGCUAAAAUCAAGUGCUUAGAGGAUGAACUAAAAGCUGUGGACAAAGAGAUGAAUGAUUUGUCAGAGACAUUUCAGGGUCUAAUCCAGGGAAAGCAAGAAGCGUACGAGUUACUUGUUAGUACCAUUAAUCAACGUGAAGAAGCGAAAGCCAACUACUAUGAAUAUCUUUCCUUGCUAAGCAAUGCCAAAGACCUUGCUAGAAAGAAAGAUGUGGCAGCCCUUGAGGAACUCUCUCGCAGGCAGGUCUGUUGAAUCCAAAUUGACUUAAUUGUCAGUAAAUCUGGUUUGAAACUGUAAUUAAUUCGUGCAAGAAAUUAGCUCUCUCGAUCGGGACUGUUUACAAGGAAUGAUGUCUAUAAUCAG
This is a messenger RNA of Theobroma umbraticum, 1301 nucleotides long. RefSeq names its product proton pump-interactor 1-like. Lineage: Eukaryota; Viridiplantae; Streptophyta; Magnoliopsida; Malvales; Malvaceae. The record is from RefSeq and is a predicted model, not a curated record.